This is a messenger RNA of Salmo salar (Atlantic salmon), 4931 nucleotides long. Lineage: Eukaryota; Metazoa; Chordata; Actinopteri; Salmoniformes; Salmonidae. The record is from RefSeq and is a predicted model, not a curated record.
GCCUGGGUGUAAUCCGACUUCUGCAUUGACGGUUCGUCACAUUUCACGCUGACAUCGAGCGAAUACCCGCCACGGUCCAUAUACACACACGGCUCUAAAUAUUAUCGACUGAUCGCAGUUUGGUAAUACAGUAGACAACGUAGCGUGUAUUUAAAGGUAAGUGACUGAGAAAACAUGGUAUAAUGGAACAACAAACGGGUAUUUUCUCAACGCCGAACGAAGAGAAAGAAAGAUUUUCUGGUGAGGAAACGAGGGAAUACAGAGAACGACAGACAAGAAAACGAGGAAACCACCAAAAGGAAAUGCCAAUCGCAGCCACGGGUCAACUGACGACUCAGGAACCCCGUAUUUUCUCCCGACUGCCCUCCACCCCGGAGCCUGUACCAAAAGGGGGUAAUUUAUGUGACGUUGCGGGGGCAGUAGCUGAGUCGCAGGAGCGAACAGAAUACGGGGGCGCCGAGGGGGGCAGGGGAGGACUAGUAGCCAGCUACAGUCAGACCAGCGGCGCUAGGGGCUUUCUGCCGCUUCGUUCUUCCAACUCCAACGGUUCUCCUCCGCAAUCCCCUCCCACGUCCUCCCCCCUUGCCUCAUCUUUCUUCCAUCACCACCCCUAUCAAAUGGCCAUGGAGCCGCCCAGGACUCGAUCGCGUUCUCGGUCUGGAUUCUACCAGCAGUAUGGUGCGACCGGCCCCGGGAUUAAUGCCAACGGGGGAACCGGACCUAACCACCAUCACCACCAUCACCACAGCCAGCAGCAGCAGCAUCAUCAUCAUCAACAGCAGCACAACUCGGGUUGCUCACCCCUUGGAGCUCACAGCCACCACACGGAGCAGCACAGCAUACGAGCCCUGGGAUCUAACGUCUCCCCCGGCGCUCAGAGGCAGUCGGGACCGCCUGGAGCACAUCGCAUCUCGCCCGCUGGAGCCGUAGGGGGGAGGAGCCAUCCUGACCAUGCCUGUGGAGAGGAGGGUGACAAGAAUGAGGACAGCCCCAGUCCAAAGCGUCAGAGGCUAUCUGGCCAAUCAGUGCUGGAUCUCUCCACGGUGGCCCUGCCCUCCACCCCCUCUCCACCAAUGAGGCCGUGGGAGCUGCCCCACAGUCGCAGGCCUCCCCCUAACCCCCACUACCACCAGGAGCGCUGCCAUACACCUGUCAGACACAGACACAGUCCUCCAGCGCGUCGCCAGCGCGGCCGUCUCUCCCGUACCCCCCGUCACCUCCCCCUCCCCCAGGACCAAAGCUACCGCCACCACUACCCUCACCCCCACCAGAGGGGCGUGGAGGAACCUCGAGCGUUCCACCCCCCCGCCCUGUCUCCACGGUUACUGCACCCUGCUGUCCAUCAUUCUCAUCAAGCAGCUCACCACCACACACAGCAGCAAGGAGCCAUGGUCAUGGAUCUACAUGAACAGCUCCAACAGGCCUCAGUCCCAGUCUCCUAUACGGUGACUCCUGUCCCUUCCCAUCAUGGUCUGGUAACUCCUCUGUAUACAGGACAGCACCUCCCUCCUGUCUGUUCCUCUCAACAACAGAUCCCAGCCUGCAGUGUGGUCUUCAGUACAGGACAACACUACCACCCUAUGCUGGGGGCGUGUUCAGUGCAGCAUUUACCUGUGCCCUACUCCUUUCCCUCCCUCCUCUCCAGUGAUCCCCCUUUCCUCCUCCCCCCUCCCCACCUCUCUCACCACCCCCCCCACCUCCCUCCACCUGGACACUUCCUUCCCUUCCCGACACAACAGUCCAGAUCGCCGUUGCAGAGGAUAGAGAACGAGGUGGAGCUGCUAGGAGAGCACCUGUCUGUGGGAGGGGGGUUUAACUACCCUCAUGGAGGACACCACCCCUCCUCCCUGCCCCCCUCCACACCCCUCCAGUUCCUGUCUCAUCACGACUCCCUGUCACAGGAGCUGUUUGGAGUGCCGUACCCCCACUUCAUGCCUCGGCGAAUCACAGGGCGUCGUUACCGCUCCCAGCAGACCGUUCCCCCGCCCCCCUACCACCCAGGCUUCCUGCCUUACUUCCUGUCAAUGCUUCCAGUGGGUCCUACAGUCGGUCCUACCAUCAGUCUAGAGUUAGAUGUGGAUGAUGGAGAGGUAGAGAACUAUGAAGCCCUGUUGAACCUAGCAGAGCGUCUGGGCGAGGCUAAACCCAGAGGACUGACCAAGGCUGACAUAGAACAGCUUCCCUCCUACCGCUUCAACCCAAACAACCACCAGUCAGAACAGACACUGUGCGUGGUGUGUAUGUGUGACUUUGAGUCUCGUCAGCUGCUAAGAGUCCUGCCCUGUAACCAUGAGUUCCACACCAAGUGUGUCGACAAGUGGCUGAAGGCUAACAGAACGUGUCCUAUCUGUCGGGCGGAUGCCUCCGAGGUCCAGCGGGAUUCUGAAUGACCUAUGACCUUGAGCCCCACAGAUCUAGGAUCCGCUCAGCCUCCCCACAUCCUAACCUGACGCAUUAGGAGGGAGGGAAACACAACAGACCUUAGAUCAGUGUCUAGGAGCAAUGUCCCCCCCCCCCUCCGCCAAGUGAACUCUUUAGGAAAUAGACUCUGCCUUCUUCCUAUGAUGAUGGUAUUCUAAUAAUGGCCUUUUGACUGACACACACACACACACACACACACACACACACACACACGUACAAGGGGCAGUUGGACUUUUUCCCCUUUGUACUGUCUUACCUUCCUGCGUCAUGAUUGGAGUUGUCUUCUGAACGCUGUGGAGACAGUGAUACAGUUAGACUGUGUUGUUGUCCUAACUAACCCAGUGGAGAAUAUGGAAGCCCAAAGAUUCUGACUAUUAUGACGUCAUCGUUGUUGUUGUUAAUAUUAAUAUUGUGGUCAGUGAUGAAUCAUUCAGAACCUGGAUUGAGAUGUGUGUUCACUAGUGGGGUUAUUUUGGUUUAUAAAGGCGCUUUUUCUUCAUUUACCUUUUUUAAGUGUUUGUGUGUGUGUGUGUGUGCUGUUGUACUCCUACAUGACACAUCUACAAUGUGUGUCCAACUGAAAUCGAGAGAGAAUGGAGGACAAUACAAUCUUUACAUUGUUGUUAGUAUUGGUUUAAGAUCUGGGUAGAGGAAGGUGUGCAGAAAUAUAGCCUUGUCAGUAAUUGGGAACUGGGGUAGUGUGUUUGUAUUUAGAACACCAAUGAUUACGUCGGUGUAUUAUUUAUGCAGUGCAGUACACUGGCCUCCUGCUCACACUGCCGUUUCCGCUCUGAUUGGUCGAUGCUGUGCACUGAGACAGGAAGUGUUUCAUGAGGAAGGGGAGGGGCUUACAGGGAGGAGAAGGGCAACAGAACCAGGGUAGUUGAGGAGGAAGGGGCGGGUCUUCUCUCAUCACUCCUCUCUGCAUCACUCUUUUUCCUCUCCCAGUCCAUCCCCCUCUCUCUCUCCUUUUCUGUUCACUCACUCCAUGUUUUCAGAGAGAUGGAUCAGCCUCCGUUAUCUCAGCUUACACACACACACACACGCAGCAAAGGAGUGUGUGUGCGCUGAUCUGAAUCGAUGCUAAACGUCCAACAUUUGUUUUAUUGGUCAGUUACUUAGGAAAAAUAUGAUAGUGGUUAAAUCUCAAAUGAAACCCUAUUCUAGCAUAUAUAUCUAUAUAUUGGUUCCAAGACAAAGUAAUGAACUAUCUAGAGAAUAAGGUGUCAUUCUGAGAUACAGCCAACGUUGUUCACUGGUCCUUCAGAUCACAUUGAGAUGGUGAGAUGAUCUGAAGUAUAGUUUUAAGGCACAAUAAUGAUGAUGAUGAUUUUAGUGUGGUAGCAUCACAGUUAGGGUUUCCUAACUCCUUGGUAAAAAGGGACAUAUGUUUUGCCUGUCGACCACGAGUGAAAAGAUCAGGGCCUGGUUUAACUCAUUCAUUCACAACCACAAUGACUUUUCUAUUCACUCUCCAUUCAUCCCCUCUUCCUCGUGUAGGAUGCUUCUCACACCCCCCCGUUUUCCACUGUGUCCUCUGUCUACCCAGUGUCUUUAGAAGUAGUCCUUAACUGCUGUCAUAAGCCCUACAUAAGGCUGUCUUAACAUGCACAAUGUCACCCUAUGUAAAGUUUAUGUCCUGGCUUCCUAGUGUCCUUCACCCACACGGUGUCACGAUUCGUGUUCAAUGUCAGGCUCACAGCAACCUUAAGUAGGCCUUACGACAGUUUUAUGUAGCCCUUACGACAGCUAGCAGAAGGGAAAGGUGUAUUAAACCAUGUCAGCCAGGCACCUGCAGUGUCUUAAUAUGUAAGAGAUGCCUUUUAAAACCCAGAUUUACCCUCCUUAAAGCCAUGUCACCAAUGGGUAUGUUAAUGUCCUUUAGAUCAGCGUUCAGCUGGGACAAGGUCUUCACCCUACAUGUUUAAAAUAAACCAUUCUCUCCAGUGUCCAAUGUUGUCAGCUCGGCGUUUAAAGGCUAAAAAGAGUUAUUGGCUGUAGCCAUGGCAACAGGGUUUGAAAAAGCUUCUGUUUUCCUGUUUUUGUUUCCUGGGUUAAAGGUGUUAUACUGUCGUCAUGGCGUCCAUUUUGUGUCAUAGGAUUCUAAUUAUUGUUAUUGUUUCUCCUGCUUGGUACACUACUAGCAGUUACCUCAUUGUCUCUUGAUGUAUAUUCAGAUACAAAUAUAGGACAUUCUGAAUUUUGCAUUUCAUAUUGUUUAUUUUUUCCUCUUACUAUUUGUCGUUGGGUUGUUUUAAAAAAAAAAAAUGGUUAUCAUUUAUUAAUAACAUGACGUCGGUAGCUGUCUUCUCCAUAAUGUAUCAUAUCUGUAACCAAAAUCAUUUGAAGGCUUGAUAUUGCAAAUUUUUAACAAACAUUUGUACAUUUUUAAUGAGAGUUAUUACUAGUAAGGCGUUACUAAGUGGUGAAAUGAAUUGUUAUUUUUAAUCCCUGUCCCCAGUCUUUUUGGAUUUCAAAGGCUGGUUCUAUAAUAAAUGUAGAAUUGCCAA